AUGCCUAACGCGAUUGUUACAGGAGCCACUGGCAUUCUCGGCCGCGAGAUUGUCUUUGAACUGGCCAAAAAUACCAAGACAUGUCCGAUAGUAUAUGCUCUAUCCCGUAGCAAGAAAGAAAACUACCCACCAAAUGACAUGGCCAAGGAGAUCGAACACAUUGAUGCCGAUUACGUCUUCUUCACAGCUUACCUCGCUCAAGACGACGAAGACGACGCAACAAAAGUCAACGGCGACAUGCUUCAAAACUUCAUCACUGCUCUCAAGCUCACCGGCACGGCAAAGAAGAUCAAACGCUUCCUCCUAACAACUGGUUGCAAACAAUACGGUGUCCACUUUGGCGCUCCCAAGAACCCAAUGUGCGAAUCUGAUCACUGGCUCAAGAAUCCUGACUAUCCCUCAAACUUCUACUACCGCCAACAAGAAAUCCUCAAAAAGGAAGCAGAAGAAAAUCACUGGGAAUGGACAGUCACCUACCCCAACGAUGUCAUCGGCGUAGCAAAAGGCAACUUCAUGAAUCUAGUAUCGGCAAUAGGCAUCUAUGCUUCCAUUUGCAAGGAACUGAAUCAACCGCUUAUCUGGCCAGGCUCCCCUUAUUUCUACACAAGAUUCGACACUUUUGCAUCACGAGCAGCAAGCAACGCAUUCAAUGUCGUCAACGGCGACGUCGAAUCCUGGCAAAACCUCUGGCCCAGAUUAGCUGCCAAGUUCAAUUGCCGUAUCCCUGACAAAAUGUUUGAUGACAAAGAUUUUGAACCCGACUUUGGCGAGAAUAAAUUAGUCAUGCCUUUGCAUCCCACCCCUCCAAUCUCCGAGUCUGCUGCCGAGUCCGGUCUCGUUGACUCCGCUUAUACUCAGCAAUCUCUUGUGCACGGCAAAAUCGACCUUUCCAGAUGGGCAAAGAAGUCAGAAGUCAAGGAAGCCUGGCAGCGACUCGCAACUCGUGAAAGAUUGGACACAUCAGCAUUUGACAAUGCAACAUGA
Molecule: messenger RNA, 984 nt
Organism: Aureobasidium vineae
Lineage: Eukaryota; Fungi; Ascomycota; Dothideomycetes; Dothideales; Saccotheciaceae
Source: the annotation of a GenBank genome assembly